AGGCCAUACGCCAGUUAUAUGUCAAACCCUAAUUGAGAAGUACAUGGUAGAACUUAGAGAAGUCUGAGAUUGAAGCUGUUUUAAAAAUAACAAUCAAAAUGUUUGUAAAAGUUCAUAAAACUGUUAGCAUAGUUUCUAUGACAAUCAGAGAGCGUGUUUACAAAUAAAAUUGCUGUGUACUUAUGUUAAACUCAAUCUCGAAGCAAGUCUGACAUGAAUGCUUCACAUUGGUUACAUUAUGUUCCAGAACGGAAAGUCGGGAAAAAUAUGAUGAAAUCAAUAUGUCAAUUACCUUAAGAAACACUUUAUCUUAAGAGACCUUUGCGUAUCAAAAGCAAAAAACAAACAUAGCUUAAGGUAACGUCGUCGUUAUCGUCACCGCAAAGAAGAAAACCAGUUUUCAUCAUGCUCCUGAAGAGAAAACCGAGUAAAGCAUGAUGAAAGUAAAACAGUCAUAUUUCUACCACCUGAAUUAGGUCCCCAGGACAUUCUGAAGGAGCAGAGGAGAGGGCCUUCUGACUGAUGAUAAUAUUGCUGAAUGCUUCGAAAUAUAAGGUGUUUGAUUAACUCUUUCAAAAAAACCUUUUGACUUUUGCCCAAACUGGAAAACCCUUUGCUACUUGAAAAACAAAAAACAGUACUUUCCUAAACUAAAUUGAGUAAGGAAAAAACCCCUUGGUUUUUAUCAAAGCUAGAAAACCCUUCGACUCUUUCUAUAGAACGCUUUUUAGCUUUUUUUGGUCAAACAGAAAAUCCCUUAGGGAAAAUUUUCUACAAAAUGUUUGGUUAUUAAACCCUUUCUGGUUUUGUAAAGUAGGUGCUAAACCAUUUUGGGUUUAGUACUGUUGUUCCUAAACCCUUUCGGUUUUUCAAAAUACGCUUUUUUUUCUAGAGAGUAGUACUGUUAAACAAGAGAAAGCGAAAAAGUUCGUGUUUAUUUUGACGAAUUUUUUACAUAUUUCACGAUUGCAUGUUUGGGGAAAAACCCUGAAAUUACAUCUGUGUAAUGUGUCACGAAUUACGCAUGCUAUAUUGUUUACUUCAUUAGGUUUCACACCGAAAACUUGUAGGAAGUUUCUAAUGUAAGCAAUUAUUUAUACAUAACGACAUAUUUCAGAUUCAAGCAUAUAGUAUUCAGUCAAAAGUGUUGCAGGUGAGUUAAAACUACAACUAAGAGCUAUGAAACAAGAACGAGUUCUUGUGAAACAUCGGCGUCUUCCUGCGAUUGUCUCGUGACUAGACUCAGUUGCUAUUUCUCCUCAUUUCUUAUGUUAACGCCAAACUCGCGUCACAUGCCCUCGUCGACCACAAAUGAACCCUUUAUAGAACUAUUUAACUUUAAAAUACAUGCAAAAAUAUUAUCGUUACCUUUCUAGUUGUGAGAGUUUCGACGCAUGUGUGUACUGAAGAAAGAAGAAUCUUUGAAAACUUUCUGUGACAAACUUUUCUGCGAAAAUAUUUGAAAAAAGAACAAACCUGUAUCUAACGAAUAGUUAUCUUUUAUCUUUUCGCAUGUGAAAACAUCUGUCUGCAUACUACAAUUAGAUGUGUAACAGCCUACCGUUUAACAAUAAAUGAUCACUGCAAAAAAGAAAAAUGAGAUGUCCUGCCAGAAGAAACCGAUAUAUAGAUAGAACAGUUGCAGACAAAACAGAUAGAUUAAACUAUUAGUGCUCUAACUGUCUGUGUCGUACUUUAGAAGUUUUGUAGUUUCCUCGAUCAUUGCACAACUCAUCAUCAACACGAAACUCAGUAUGUCCAAGUCAAGUUUCAGACCUCGAUUUUUUUGUCGUUUUUGGAAGUUGUUAAAAUCUAUCCAAACUUUCAUUUUAAAACGAAUAAGAAAAAGAAUUCAUAUCUUCCGUUAACAUCUAAAACGUUUCGUGGCUCAUGAUAUUACAACAACUCACGCCAUUCGACAUGUGACAAUUUUUUACGGACACUCUAAAAACGAAGAUCAUCUGAAAAUAAGAUAUAUACAUCAGGUGCCAAUUAGUUGGGUGCAUCGAUCUUAAAAAUAAGAUGGAAGAAAGUAUUCUAUUUUACGAUAUCCAGCUUAUUUUAGUCGUAGUUAAAGUCUUGAAGGGACUUCAUAGCUCUAAUAAGUAUGACCAUGACUGUAUCUAUAAGGUAUAGAGCUACCUUGAUGGUUGAAACAGAAACGAAGAAAAACUUAGUGAUUUAUUUUUAAAAAUCAUCGUUGUUUAUCUAGAGUGACAAACGCAAAACAAAAAAGAUGAUUGACUUCACCGUCUAGAAAGUAAGACGGAUGCGUCGGAAUUAGCUGAGGGCAUCUUGUACAUAAAACAGGCUGUUUAAAAUAAGAUAGAUAGAUAGAUUGUGUUAAAGUAAGAAUGAGAAAAAAAGUAAGACGCUUGUCAUAAGAUGGCUCUUUUUUUAGAAUGUGUGAGGACAAGUGCAUCCAAAUGCGUGUUUGGCCCAAAAGUGAUGGUGCUCAUACACAAAUUUUACUAGAGAAAAUAAUGAAAAUAAAAAUAUCCUUAUAUCAAGUCACAGUGAUUUGUACUACUCUCUAAUUCACAUGAUGUACUGAUUUGAUACAGACAGUAAAACACUGAAGAAGAGGACAUAUUUAUUUUCGUUCGAUAAUGGCAUACUUCCAAGAAGCCUGUUAACUUAAAAGAACUACAUGCACAGAGAAAAGUAGAUUUUGUGGAUCUUUUCCCGGAAAAACAACUUAGAUAAAAAUUUAAAUUCUACAUUAAAGAAACUUGUGAAUCUCUUAAAAACGUUUUCUUUAAGUUUGUAAAUAAACGGUAUGUUAUCUUAACCUACAUUUUUUAGGUUUUCUAGAAAAAACUUUUUUCAUUCCAUUAUUAUGGUAACUUUAAUUCUGUGCACUAUCCUGCUUUCUAUCCUUACCGCUUAUUAUUGCCAUCUGAAGCGGUGUUACAAAUUUUUUACCAAUUUGAAUAUCAGCGGCCCAAAACCAAUAUUCCUACUUGGAAACUUUUUGGAUUUUAUUAAAACACGUCGGAUAUCCCUGUCAAUUAAAUUAUGGGGUGAAAAAUAUGGUAAACUCUAUGGUUAUUUUGAAGGACACACACCGAUAUUAGUAUGCUCGAACCCAGAUAUAUUACAAGAUAUAUUUACUCGACACUUUUCUAACUUUCAUGCACGUCGUCAAUUCCCACUUGAAGAACGAAAGACAGAUUGUCAUUUGUUCAGUGCAAUUGGUCAAUGUUGGAAACGUCAACGAACAGUAAUUCAUCCGACCUUCUCUUCUUUGAAAAUGAAACUAAUGCUUCCAUUAAUUGAUUCGUGUGUUAGUAGUUUAAUGGUUAAAUUAAACGAACAUUAUAUGAAGAAUCAAGCGUUCGACAUCUAUAAGUUAUACAAGUGUCUAACAAUGGAUUUUAUAUGGAGAUGUGCUUUUGGCGAAGAUACAGAUAUGCAAAAUAACCCCAAUCAUCCAUAUCUUGUUCGAUCACAACGAGUGUUCGAUAGUGAUCAAGCAACACAUUUUGCAACAAUACUGACACUUUUCUUACCGGAAUUACGACACUUAUGGUUAACCAUACACAAAAUAACACAUUUCAUUAAAUAUUUCAUUCGAGAACAAGUACCAUUGUUAAGACAAUUUAUAGAAGAGGAUCCAAAUGUAUGGCUUAAAAGCAAUGUGAACACAUUUGUUCAUAAGAAACAAAAUGAGAAUGAAAAACACUUUGAUUUAUUGAAUUUAAUGUUGGAAAAAGUAAAGAAUCAAGAUUCUUCACACAUCAAGAAUGACGAACCUUAUCUAACAUUGGAUGAGGUGAAACAAAAUGUCUAUUUAUUCAUGGUGGCUGGAUAUGAAACAACUAGUACAGCACUUGCCUAUCUUUCUUAUAUUUUGGCUACACAUCCAGUUGAACAAGAGAAAUUACAAAAACAUAUCGAUGAAUAUUUUCCUGGAGACUGCAAUCAAAUAACAUCAGACUUGGAAGUAUUGCAAAAAAUGGAAUACCUCGAUUGGUUUAUACGAGAGACGUUAAGAAUGUAUCCGAUUGCUCCUUUAGUCAUUAAUCGUCAAAGUUCCGAACCGUUUGAACUAAAAGACAUUGGUGUGAUGCCCGCCGGUACACGGAUAACUAUUGACAUGUAUGCAUUGCAUUAUGAUUCCAUUUUGUGGGGACCGACCGACCCACAUAUCUUUUGUCCUGAACGUUUUGCAACAAAAAGACAUCCAAUGGCUUGGUUUGCCUUUGGUCAAGGACCAAGAAAGUGUGUGGGCAUGAAAUUUGCCAUGGUUGAAUUAAAAAUAACUCUUAUUCAUCUUUUGAAAACUUAUUCCGUUUUAAAAUGUGAGACGACAGAAGCAGAAUUUGAAUUAGUAGAAUUAGUAUCGGUUGUGCCAAAAAACCUAAAGAUAAAUUUAAGUCGUCGUUAA
Didymodactylos carnosus is the source of this 4390-nucleotide messenger RNA. The record is from the annotation of a GenBank genome assembly. Lineage: Eukaryota; Metazoa; Rotifera; Eurotatoria; Philodinida; Philodinidae.